This is a messenger RNA of Paramacrobiotus metropolitanus, 1260 nucleotides long. RefSeq names its product iron-sulfur cluster assembly 2 homolog, mitochondrial-like. The record is from RefSeq and is a predicted model, not a curated record. Gene Ontology annotation, biological process: iron-sulfur cluster assembly. Gene Ontology annotation, cellular component: mitochondrion. Lineage: Eukaryota; Metazoa; Tardigrada; Eutardigrada; Parachela; Macrobiotidae. The transcript has 4 exons. Bases 385 to 945 code for a protein of 186 amino acids. Gene Ontology annotation, molecular function: iron ion binding; 4 iron, 4 sulfur cluster binding; 2 iron, 2 sulfur cluster binding.
GCAUUCCACACCAACAACCAGUGACAUCACUACGUGACUAUUGUACACACACAUACGGUCUGUGAUUUUGAAGAACUCUUCUGUACUACGAAUUUAAUAAAACUGAUACAAUACAUAAUCUUUACAGUUUUGUUAAAAUUAACUUCAAACUUAUAAGUGACUUUAAGUGACUUUAAUAUUGUUUCUCCAUGUGCUAUUAUCUUUUUUGGGUAGAAAAAAACUAGAUUCCACUGUUUCCCGUCCCGUGACUUUUUGUGAACGAAGUUACACACGAACUUACAUUACUGUAACAUCAGUCAUUUCUGAUUAUAUCGUCCGCCGAAGACGUAUUAAGUGUUCGUAUUGGGACAGCAUUUCGGGAUCGGGCCUGACUACAAAUCAUUUAUGGAUCGUUUGGGACUGUUGUUUCUUCGAGGUUUCGUGAUGACAUCUGGACGGGUUGUCCCUACUAUGUCUGUCAAAUCUGCGGCGACUAGACCCAAGUUUUACCGACAUUUAUCAACAAACUUGCGAUGUCGGAGCAUUCGCUUCUCACCAGCUCCUUGGGGAACGCUCAGUGUGCGACCUGCUACGAGCACUGUUUCAGCGGAAUCAGUGCAGGAUGACGAGCCCAUCAUCCGUCUGGCAGAUAGUUGUGUUAAAAGGUUGAAAAGACUGCAGAGCGAGGAGCCAGGAACGGAGUUACUGUUGAGAGUGGCCGUGGAGGGAGGCGGAUGUUCUGGGUUUCAGUACAAUUUCACUCUCGAUCACCAGAUUAAUGAUGACGACAAAGUUUUCGAAAAAGAUGGAGCUAAAGUAGUAGUGGACGAAGUGUCCCUGGAUUAUCUCAAAGGAUCCACAGUGGAAUUCUCCGAAGAAUUAAUUCGUUCGGCAUUUCGAGUGGUCAGCAACCCAAAAGCUGAGCACGGGUGUUCGUGUGGAUCAUCUUUUUCUGUAAAAAUAUGAUCUCUUAUUGGUCUUGUAUUUAUUCUAGUGUUUGCCUUUGCGAUGUGCAUGUUUGUAAGUGCAAUAUUGGACAAUUUUUCUGUGAUAGCGUAAUGGUGAGUAACGGUCCUUCGAAAGGCUUGUGACAAAUUAGUGUGCUCGAAAUGUCCCAGUGGGAAGAAAGUACUCCAAAAAUCCUAAAAAACUGUAAACCAGACCUCGUGGUAUAGCUAACGUUGGUAGCAGAAAAUUAUGGUAUAACACUCGCAAAAUUUCGGCGAUUGUGUUAUACACGACAUCCCACGCAAAGUAAGCAAAAUGUGUUAAGAGCUGGCC